ACAACCACAGUAUUCAUUACAGGAGGCGCAUCCGGACCGCCCGCUCGCCCUGUUUGCGCCGCGCCUGUCCCGCGCGCCCCGCCCUGCAGACGCGCUCCGAUCACGCAGUUGCGUAAUUUGACAAGCCAGCGCAAAAAACGGGCAGAAUGAGCGUUUGACAGCUGCCGCUUUGCUCCCGCGGACCGUUUUCGGUCAAAAGAUCACAUAUGCUGCACGUGUUGGGGAUAUUCAGACGGGAUCUCUGCUCUUAUGGCCGCCGCCGCCGUGAGGAAUAAGGUCUGGGUCGCUCCGGGGCAGGACGCGCAGUUUCUCCGGAGAAGCGCCGCUGCAGCGCUGACAGCCGCCGCAGAUCACGGACCAGCGCUCUGUCGCGCCAAGGAUGCCAUCCCGGGAGCUCCCUGCCUCCACGAUUAUAAUCUGUGCAAGUCGGAGAUGGACGGCUACUUGUGUCCACACCAGCCGGAUGCGGUCAGUCCCAAGCUGCUGCGCCGGGACGGCGCUCUGCCCCCGGAGCCGCCGUUCCCCGAGGACCUGCCCCCCCCUUACAGCGUCAACAUGAGCCUGCUGCUCCCCGAGGGCCCCUACCUGCACCCCGGCCUCUGCAGGACUGUGAGGCAGAUCAAACCGGAGCCGUCCCCCCCGCUGAUGCCCCCCACCUGCCAGCGCGGCGGAGCGCCGCCUCCAGAAUACCCGGGGGGGUUCGGUACGGCCGACGGCUCCGCGUCCAACUUCUACAUCAAGCAGGAGAUGCCGGAUUUCCAGGACAUUCCGCUGUUCCAGCUGCUGAACUCUGACCUGGAGCAGCUCGUUCUCGGCUCGCCGCUCAGCCUUCCCGUCGGUUCUGCCAAACAGCACAGCGAGUGUUUUCCAUUCAGUCGGCACUCAGGCCAACAACAGAGGGCAACCUAUUUACCGCCGUCUCCGCCGAACUCCGAGCCCCCCAGUCCAGACCGGGGCAAGGAGGUCCUCCACAACCUGUCCCCGCCCCCCUCCUACGAAGCCAGCAUGGCCUCCAAGUUCACUCUCCAGACCAAUACCUGCGCUGAUCCGGGACGGACGUCCAGCCUGGCUCCAGUCCAGCACCAAGACCAAAACACCCCUGCUGGAUUCGCCCCAAGUCCAGGACCCGGACCGGUUCAGACUGCCAGCGCUACUGGCCCGAUGUCCCCGGAGCCGGCCCGGUCGGCGCCGCUGAGGUACAACCGGAGGAAUAACCCCGAUCUGGAGAGGCGGAGGAUCCACCACUGUGACGUCCCAGGCUGCAAGAAAGUGUACACCAAGUCCUCCCAUCUGAAAGCCCAUCUCCGGACCCACACAGGUGAGAAGCCGUACCGAUGCUCCUGGGACGGAUGCGAGUGGCGCUUCGCUCGCUCCGACGAGCUGACGCGCCAUUUCAGGAAACACACCGGCGCCAAGCCGUUCCAGUGCGGCGUGUGCAGCCGCUGCUUCUCCCGCUCGGACCACCUGGCCCUGCACAUGAAGAGGCACCAGAGCUAGAGGCCAGUUAGCAGCAAAUAGAUUCAUCAGAAAAUACCCGUCAAACAGUGAGCGGCUGUACGGAGCAGGGACGACGGCUCCAGAAACACGGGACGCCCGGUCGUCCCCGUUUCGGCUCCUGACGUGACUUUAACACUGCCAGAUUCACGGUUUGCGCCUCCACAGAUUAACGCUCUGCAGCAUUUCACUGAUAGCGGAGGACCGCGGCUGUGAGAGGUUAGAGGUAUUGAUUUGGACGGCUCUGUGAGUGCUCUGGCUUCUGUUCAGUUCAGACGGUUCCUCUCUUCUUCAGGACCUCAGUGCUUCUUGCUUUGGUUCAUUCAGAUGAUUGUUUCGUCCCUGUGGAAACUUCAGACACCCUGCAAUCCAGCAGUCAUUCCACAGCGAUAAAUGCUCGAACAUAACGUACAGCGCUGCAGAACGUGACAUUACAGCAGAAGGUCAGGGUUAUUUUCUCUCUCCUCGCCGUCGCCAAGAUGAGCAAACCCCAACUUCAUCGUCUUUUUUUAGUUUGUAAUUACAUUGAUUUUGAAAACUCAAUCCAACUUUUUUGGCCUGAUCAUCUGAGAGCAUUCUGGGUUUCCUGGUCGAUUCAGCACAGAAUCCAGACCUCCUGAAAGUGCCUUCAGCUCCUGUUUCCAUUGUUUGGAUGGGUGAAGGAGCUGGGAUGAAGCUCUUUUAUCAGGGAGCUGAGUGUUUGAGUGGCUGAGCUUCCUCUCCCUCUUUUCUUCCUCAACACCGCCGUCUCCGCCACACGACCAAAACUCUCCAUCGUUUUAAUACAGACGCCAAUUGGUUUUUAAACAUUCUGUGAUUCAAGUUGUAUAUAUAUAUAUAUUUUGUAUCUGUAAUUUAAAGAUACAAUCAAUUGAAUGUUUUUUGGAGUGUAUAAAGAUUUUAAACUUUUAUUAAAGAGAAAGACGGUUUAUUUUUAUUUCCACUUUUAUUUGAUGUCUGUUAUUUGAGUCCAGCGAGGAUUAAAUUAUGAAACAUUGUUAGAGUCUACUGCUGAAACAGUGAUGCUGUUGGAUUAUUUUGUGUCCGAGUUAAGAUGAAACCUGUAGCCUGAACGGCGGCGAGGCGGCCUCCGCAGUGCAAAUAAAGGCUUGUGU
Molecule: messenger RNA, 2609 nt
Organism: Salarias fasciatus (jewelled blenny)
Lineage: Eukaryota; Metazoa; Chordata; Actinopteri; Blenniiformes; Blenniidae
Gene: klf5b
Product: Kruppel like factor 5b
Exons: 4
Coding region: 250-1497 (415 amino acids)
Biological process (GO): regulation of transcription by RNA polymerase II
Molecular function (GO): RNA polymerase II cis-regulatory region sequence-specific DNA binding; DNA-binding transcription factor activity, RNA polymerase II-specific
Source: RefSeq, a predicted model, not a curated record